AUGUUCUUUCAGAUUAUUCAGGGGGUUUUCACCGGCGUUGAGGCAUUAGCUCUCUUGGCAUUCGCUGGUAUAACCCUUGGCGGCUCAGCCGUGGGACUAGCUUUAAGCACGCCGCUUUUUAUUCUAUUCAGUCCGAUUCUCGUGCCAGCAACUAUAGCCACCACUUUGUUAACUACGGGUUUCACAACCUCCGGGGGCUUAGGAAUCGUGGCUCUCCGCAUCUUCUGGAAGCUCUUCAAGCGUCUUAGGAAGAAGGGGAAAGGAACGCCAAAAAUUCCGGGAUUGGCCCCGGGGGCUCCAGAUUCUAACUCAGUGUCUGGGGGAUAA
Brassica rapa (field mustard) is the source of this 327-nucleotide messenger RNA. RefSeq names its product oleosin-B2. The record is from RefSeq and is a predicted model, not a curated record. Gene Ontology annotation, cellular component: extracellular region; monolayer-surrounded lipid storage body; membrane. NCBI's taxonomy places the organism in Eukaryota, Viridiplantae, Streptophyta, Magnoliopsida, Brassicales, Brassicaceae. Gene Ontology annotation, biological process: sexual reproduction; lipid storage.